AUGAGAAGUCUACUAGCAGUACUCGCGGCGAUAUGUUCGCUCGUGACAGUUGCAUCUGGCCACGGCUGGAUCCAUCGCCACAUUCUCAACGGAAUAACCUACAUUGGCUUCCUUCCCGAGAACAAACCCAUCUUUACAGACCCUGCACCCUCCAUUGUUCGCCGGGUUGGUAGCGAUGGCCCGGUCACCGAUAUCCAUAGACAAACUGACACCAUCCCACUCAGCAACGACAUAACAUGCAACUUCAACGCCACUCCAAUCGCGAACUCUGACGGCACAUCCCGCGUAGGUAAGGUCACUGCCGGCACAAACCUCACCGUCUAUUGGCAAGGCUGGCCGCACUCAGGUCCCAUCGUUACAUACAUGGCGCGGUGUACGCCCAACUGCUCCACAUUCACGGGUCGUGAAGGCGCCGUGUGGUUCAAAAUCGAUGAGUUCGGGUACCAGAUACCGUCGGGUGAUACAGCGGGCAGUGAGCUGUGGGGGACGCAACAGCUUGACACGCAGAAAUACUACUGGAAUGUGACCAUUCCAGCGUGUCUUGAGAACGGAGAGUACCUGUUCCGACAUGAGAUUAUUGCCUUGAGUGAAUGCAAGACGAAGGGCAAGUGUCAGUUUUAUCCGAGUUGUGCACAGAUCGAGGUUAUAGGAGGAGCGGGGGUAAAGCCGGACGGAUUGGUGAGUUUUCCGGGGGCGUAUACAGAUGCGAGUGUGUAUUGGGAUACCAAUACUAUGGACCCAAAGGGCUAUGUUAUGCCCGGGCCGAAGGUUUGGAAGUGUCCUGGCUAAGAGUGUGGAGGAAGGGAGUCGGAGGGAGGGUUGUGGGUUUGUAAAGAGGUUCAAGAGAACGAUGACUAG
Messenger RNA from Pseudovirgaria hyperparasitica, 858 nucleotides. RefSeq names its product glycoside hydrolase. The transcript has 4 exons. Lineage: Eukaryota; Fungi; Ascomycota; Dothideomycetes; Acrospermales; Acrospermaceae. The record is from RefSeq and is a predicted model, not a curated record. The coding region runs from base 1 to 789 and encodes 262 amino acids.